Molecule: messenger RNA, 696 nt
Organism: Salvia miltiorrhiza (redroot sage)
Lineage: Eukaryota; Viridiplantae; Streptophyta; Magnoliopsida; Lamiales; Lamiaceae
Exons: 1
Coding region: 1-696 (231 amino acids)
Source: RefSeq, a predicted model, not a curated record
AUGACUGAAGCUUUAAAAUUAUUUAUAUUCGGAUGUUCCCCUCGCUGUGGUCUGGAAGAUGGCUGGGAUUGGAAGGCGAUGAAGGACGGAAGGUUUUCAACAAAAUCUGCUUAUGAAGCUCUUGUGGCCACUAGAAGUGAUUCAUCUGCUGUGACUUACCAAAACGAGACGUCUGGAAAAAUUUGGGACGCUCCGGCUCCUUUCAAGGCGAGAGUUACUGCAUGGAGAUGCCUUCGCAACAGAUUGGCAACUUGUGACAACCUCAUCAAGCGGAAGGUGGCGCUGCAGGUGGAGGAUAGCUGGUGUAACUCAUGCGCUGCACAAGAAGAAACGGCAGCACACCUAUUUCUUCACUGCCCAAAGACCGAACAGGUGUGGGAUCUCAUUCAACAGUGGGUCGGACAGAGAACGGCGAGACCCCAAGGUAUCCUACAACACUUCUUUAUCUUUGUUCAUGGAGGAAGAGGAAAAAGUAGCAAGAAGUUCCUCAAGGCGUUGUGGAUUUGCACGGUUUGGCUUAUAUGGAAGAGCCUGAAUGAGAGCAGAUUUGAAGGAAAGGUUUGCGAUGCUCAAAAAUUGGUGUUGGAGAUCAAAGGAAGAAUGUGGAGCUGGAAUCACUCUUUUGGCACCACAGUUUCGGAUGCAUGCUUUUCGAAGUGGUGUUCUCGCGAGUUCACAACUUCUUUCCUGUACUAA